AUGACUCCUACUACAGCUGAUACCAAGAAGAGACCAAUCUCACCUCCUAUAAAUGAUAGUGAUUCAAAGAAGGUAAAUAUAGAAAGUACUGAAUCCAAAGUCAAUCAUCCAAAAGUCAGAACCAAUCAACCCAAACAAAUCAAUAAAAGAAAAUAUAAAUCAAAAGAUGUAGAUCCAACUUCACCAUUAGGAGUAUUACAAUUUGAAAUCAAUGAACUCUUACAAAAGCAUAAUUUAACUAAAGAGGAUGUAUCCAAUGAUAUGAAACUAAUCCUUAAUGAUGAAUCCAUCAUUCCUCAAUAUCAUCGAAUUGUCACUGAUGUGGUGGUUGAAACUAUUAGUUCUAAUGGAGAUGGAUUAGGAUUAAUCAAUCAUCCUGAUUCCCAAAAGAAAUUACAAAUUGUGAUCAUACCAUUUGGAUUACCCGGUGAUAAAGUUGAAAUCAGAGUAUUUAAAUCACAUCCAUUAUAUGUUGAAUCUGAUCUUUUAAAUAUCAUUGAACCCAAUCCUAAUAGAGAUGAUUCAUUAAUUAAAUGUCAAUAUUUUGGAAAAUGUUCAGGAUGUCAAUUUCAAAAUGUUGAUUAUAAUCAACAAUUAAUUUUCAAACGUCAAACGAUUGAAAAUGCUUAUAAAUAUUUCGCUCCUAUUUUAACAUCAUUAAAAUCAUUACCUAUCAUUAAUGAUACUGAACCAUCACCAUUACAAUAUAGUUAUAGAACCAAAUUAACUCCUCAUUUCAAUAUACCCUAUAAGAGAACAGUUGAAGAAAGACCUAAUUUAGGAUUUGGAUCGAAGGGAAGACCAACUUGGAGAAAAGAUGUUGAUAUUAAAGAUGGAUCAAUCUUAGAUAUUGAAGAAUGUUUAAUUGGUACCCCAAUUAUAAAUCAAGGUAUGAAAAAUGAAAGAUUAAGAUUUGAAACUCUGUUUAAAAAUUAUAAAAAGGGAGCUACCAUUUUAUUAAGAGAAGAUACUAAUGUUAUUGAUAAAGAUAGUAAGAUUGAUUUAAUCGAAGAAUCAGGAUCUACUGAUGAUAAAGAUGAGAUUUCUUAUUUGGAAGUUGAAUUAAAUGAUGAUAAUAAUGAUAAGAAAUUAGUUAAAACUUGUGUGACUAAAAGUAGACAAAUUGUUAAAGAAUAUAUUAAUGGAUAUACAUUUGAAUUUUCAGCCGGUGAAUUCUUUCAAAAUAAUAAUUCAAUUUUACCAAGAGUAAUUGAAUAUGUUAGAUCAAAUUUAUCAAUUGAUAAUCAAUCAUCAUCAGAUGAAGAAGAAAAAUAUUUAGUUGAUGCUUAUUGUGGAUCGGGAUUAUUUUCAAUCACAUGUUCAGACAAUGUAUCAAAAGUGAUUGGAGUUGAAGUUUCUGCUGAUUCAGUUAAAUUUGCUGAACGUAAUGCUACUAAUAAUAAUAUUAAAAAUGCUCGAUUUAUAGUUGGUAAAGCAGAAGAAUUAUUUAAAAGUAUUGAUACACCAUCAAGUCAAACAUCAGUGAUAUUAGAUCCUCCAAGAAAAGGAUGUGAUGAUGUGUUUUUAAACCAAUUAUCCGAUUAUAAUCCUGCUAAAAUCGUUUAUAUCAGUUGUAAUGUUCAUUCUCAAGCUAGAGAUAUUGAUUGGUUUAUUAAUAAAACUGAAAAUGGUCAUAAAUAUUAUGUUGAAAGUGUUAAAGGAUUUGAUUUCUUUCCUCAAACUCAUCAUGUUGAAAGUGUGGCAGUGUUAGCAUUGAAGAAAGAUUAG
This is a messenger RNA of Scheffersomyces coipomensis, 1728 nucleotides long. RefSeq names its product Trm2p (gene TRM2). The transcript has a single exon. Lineage: Eukaryota; Fungi; Ascomycota; Pichiomycetes; Serinales; Debaryomycetaceae. Gene Ontology annotation, molecular function: tRNA (uracil(54)-C5)-methyltransferase activity, S-adenosyl methionine-dependent. The record is from RefSeq and is a predicted model, not a curated record. Gene Ontology annotation, biological process: tRNA processing. Bases 1 to 1728 code for a protein of 575 amino acids.